Messenger RNA from Ochotona curzoniae (black-lipped pika), 1338 nucleotides. Its product is annotated as tripartite motif-containing protein 43-like. Lineage: Eukaryota; Metazoa; Chordata; Mammalia; Lagomorpha; Ochotonidae. Gene Ontology annotation, molecular function: zinc ion binding; protein binding. Bases 1 to 1338 code for a protein of 445 amino acids. The record is from RefSeq and is a predicted model, not a curated record. The transcript is spliced from 6 exons.
AUGGAUUUGGACAUCCUACACCAGGUUCAGCAAGAACUCUCUUGUGCCAUCUGCCUCAACUACAUGAUGGACCCAGUCACCAUAAACUGUGGGCAUAGCUUUUGUAGGCCCUGUGUCUGCCUGACCUGGGAAGAAGCCAAAUCGCCUGUCCGAUGCCCAGUGUGCAGAAAACCAGCACGAAAGAAAGACUUCAAAACCAAUGUUCAUUUGAAGAAUCUGGUUUCCAUUGCCAGACAAGCCAGCAUAAAGGACUCCCAGAACUCUGAGGAGGGCAUGUGUAGCACCCACACGGAGACCAGGAAGAUAUUUUGUGAAGAAGACAGGAGCCUGCUCUGUGUGCUCUGCUCUGACCCUCAGGAGCAUGCUGGUCACAGACACUGUGCCAUUGACAUAGCUGCAGAGAAUAGCAGGGAGAUGCUGGUGAAGCAAAUGAGAUCAUUAUCGAAACAGAUGCAAGAAAACCAGAGGAACCUGAAUGAGGAGAGCAUAACACUCUCUGAGUGGACGCUGUAUGUGUCUCGGCAGAGAGAGAAUAUCAAGGCGUCUUAUGAGAUGCUGCAUCCAGGCCUGCAUCAGGAUGAAAAACAACACAUGGACACACUUCAAAAACAAGAGAACAGUAUUUUUCAAAAACUUAAGAAAAGCAAAGCCAAAAUGGUUCUAAAGAAGAAAAAGCUAAGACAAAUAUAUGAAGAACUGAUGAAAAUGUACCAUCAACCAGACAUGGAGCUGCUCCAGAAAUUGGGAGGAGUGUUGAAAAGGUGUGAGUCAUUGCAGCAACAGAUGCCUCAGCCUGUGCACCCAGAGCUCAGGGCCCCAUCCAUACCCGGCCUGAUAGACUGGCUCAGGCAGUUCCAAGUGGACAUUUCCUUCCAGUAUGAAAUGACCAGUCACUUCCAUGUGAGAAGGCUCAUGUUUGGAUACGACCACCAAGGCUCAAAGCUGAACUCUGACAGAUUUGAUUAUGCUGCUGUCUGGUCAAAGCAGAACUUCUACCAUGGAAAAUACUACUGGGAGCGGGACAUGAAAGACUCUUACGACUGGGCUCUAGGGGUCUGCAAGGAUCCUGGCAUCAGGAACAAGGGCGAGCUUAUGGAAUUGGAGGGCUCAUUUCUUCUUCUUUGUUCGAAGGACAUGAGAAGCUACAAACUCCUAACCACUUCCCCUGUGAUGGCUCACUAUGUAGAGAAACCUAUGAGCAGAGUUGGUGUGUUCCUUGAUUUUGAGAGGGGAAGUGUGAGCUUUGUGGAUAUUUCUAGAAGCUCUCUUAUAUGGAGGUAUCCCGAUUGCUCGCUCUAUUUUCCUGUCAGGCCUUUUAUUUUCACUCGCCACAUGUGA